ACAACGACGUGGGAUCUCGUGGCAAUGCUUUGGCUCUCCCACACUCUUUUCUCCCCUUGUACACCCCCCAAACCUUCAUGCCACCGCGUGAUUGCCCUUUAACUCAAUGUCCACACGACUGAUGACGUGGUGUGCUGGAGGACACGAAGGAUGGGACUUUGCAAAGAGAGGGCCAUUUGCUUGGAUGGGUACCUCCAAAUAGAAACCAGGAUCCUCCUGGCUCUGACAACUGGCAGCUCCCCAGUGGAUCUAGCAGCAUCAGAUGUGUUUCAUCGCCAUCCACGGAGAAAAAAUCCUGUCAUUCCUCUCCCUCAACAAGAAUUCCCAACACCGCUUCUGGUAAGUUUUGCGUUCGACGUGUUCACCACAGAUCCUAACGGUUUGCGCAUCGCCCGCGCUGGCCGCCCUUGUGGAGACAAACAAGUGACACAUCUUUUGGAUAGGGCCCCCAGAUCCAGUGGGCUCCGCCGUCGGGCGAGAUCCGGACAAUGGCCUUCCAGGUUCUGGCCUUCCACUGAAAGCUCGCCCUGCCCUUCCGGUUUAGACAGUGUCAUCCUGUACCUGUUGAUCUGGCCCCGUCCCCGGUGGAGUACGGAAUCGUUGCCUUGCCUGUUCGUUACUCCUCUUCCGCGGGCAGAUCCUUUAUCCUGAGGGUGGUACGUAAGUAAGUAUAGGGCGAUAGAUCAGCCGACCCCACGCGUGUGGGCACUAUUAAUAACUUGGGACAUCCCGUGUACGCUGGUUCAUUGCCAGUAGGACUGACCUUUUGGCCGCUGCAAGCGAUCCCAGCGCCCUUUUAUCUAUCACGGAUAUAGCCUCCUGGUCUCCCCAACAGACACUCCCGGUUCUAUCCCAGCGAACCCUACCCAAGCAGGGUGAAUCAAGCGGGAACGACU
Molecule: messenger RNA, 896 nt
Organism: Aspergillus piperis CBS 112811
Lineage: Eukaryota; Fungi; Ascomycota; Eurotiomycetes; Eurotiales; Aspergillaceae
Exons: 1
Coding region: 151-651 (166 amino acids)
Source: RefSeq, a predicted model, not a curated record